AUGGCUUCAAAAGCGUCACGGCCUGACUCUCGGCCCUCGUUUGCAAGAAUUGUCGCUAUGCCUCCGCCGCCAAAGCCCCAAAGCGGUCCUGCUGCCCAUGAUGAAGCAGAAAAUACGAUAACUGGGGAAUCGAAAAGCCCGCCGAUAUCACACACAUCGAGCACCACACAGCCGAGCCAGCCGGACCAAGAAGGCCUAAAAAACGCUCCCGUGGAUACCAUCAUACAAGGUCUUGAAAACGGCGUGGAGAAUCUGUCGAUGAAUGGUCAGCAUGUCUCAGGAGGCUCCCAAUCUUCGACCGAAGGUCAUGCCGCUGGUGCACUCCAAAGAGAACCAUCUUUCGACGACGAUCAAACCCAUUUGUCAAACAGCUCGACCAAGCCGACGAGCUUUGAUUCUAAGAGCAUGGCUUCUGUGACUACGUUUGCGAUGGACGAAAAAGACUCUCUUCGCCCAGAUGAUAGUGCAAGUGUCCAGGCUGCCGACGAAGACGAUUCCCUCUCUGGUGCUGCUUCUGGCGCCGCCAACUCACGUACUGGCUCGGAGGCUGGCACUAGAGGGUUCCGUGACCCUUUUCGCGACGGAAAUGGUCAAAAAAUUCGUGGCCUCACCCCAACAGUUAUGCAGCGUUUCCCUGACGGCGACAUUCGUGCUGCGAGCACAAUUCCUCCAGACUCGGUAUCCAACAACUUUGUUGUCACUAACCAAGCCGAGUUUCAACCUGGAACAGCUCUCAGUGGGUAUCCAUUAGAGCCAGACGAGAAACUAUUGGAGGCUAUGAGUUCUCCCAAGGACCGUCUUCUGCUAUUGCAACUCGAGGAAAAGAUUCGAGUCUUUAUUCAAGAUUCAAAAGAACAAUCUUUGGAAUUGCCGCCCUCGAACGCAUUCGGCCGUCUUCUUGCGCACAAGCUUGGAGAUUAUUAUCAUUUGACGCAUUUCGUGGAUAACAAUGCCACUUCCGUUCGGCUGCAUCGUACUCCAUUCUGUAGAUUGCCCACGCCUCUAUCGUUGCUACGACCGGUCAGUUCAACCCACACACCUUCACCGAAUGCCCCGGCUAUGAAGAUCAUGCGCCGUAACGGCCAGGGCGGUGACCGACCGUCGGCUGGUGGUAGCACUGCAGCUAGCUCUUCAGCACCGUCAAAACCUUCCUCGGAAAUCGAAGGGGACGGUAGCAAUGAUGAUGAUCCUACAGGAUCCUCAGUUGGAGCUACGCCAGCGAAAGACCGAUCAGCAAUGACCCGCGAAGAACGUGAAGCAAAGUACCAAGAAGCCAGAGAGAGAAUUUUCCGAGACUUUCCUGAGUCAAAGGCCGGAGAAUCACCUACUGGUGAUACCAGCGCAGAUAUGUCUCGGUCAAGUUCAGCAAGCGGUCGGAAAAAGAACUUUAGGCAGAGAACCCCCCAUGACGACAGUUUCGAGGCCAGGUCUCAGUUCAAUGCGUAUUACCCUGGGGUGCCUUAUUCAUCGGGGACGGCGCCAGUGGCAUUGCCCAAUGCAACGGCUUUCAACCAACAUCCUUAUAUGGUCGGUCCAGGUGCUUCGCCACCUAACGUGAACUAUCCUCAGACCACUCAUGCUUCAACCGUAUACCCGAACAUGAAUAACGCCCCUCAGUAUCCUAUCAACAUGCCCCAUAUGGGACAAACCGGUUCAUGGCAGGCUCCUGCUGCACCCCAGCAAUCCCCGUAUUCGGGCUACGCUGCCCUCAACCAACCCACGCCAAUGAUGGGACAUGCGCAAACCCGUUCACCGCCGUCUAUGAAUAAUUAUGGACAGCAGAACUAUACGCAACCUUCACCGCAUGGAUCAUCGACUUGGACUGGCCAGCCCUAUCAAAAUAAUUACUCGCCAUCAGCUCAGCGCAAUGCACCUAUGCAGUGGUCUGGCUACCCUCCUACCUCAAUGGCUGCGAAUACAGGCUCGUAUCCUUACGGCCAACCUCCGAAUCAACAUUACUCUUCGCCCGGUCAGAACAUGAUCAGUCACCCGGUCCCUGGAAGCUACAACAGGCCGACAUUCAACCCACAGACUCGGUCUUUUGUGCCAGGAGGCAACUCGACGACGAACCGCUACCCAAACAAGGGUAUGCCUCACACCGGUAAUGUGACGUACGGCAAUACCCAACUGAAUAAUCCUCAGCAAUGGACAGGCUAUAUGGAGAACAAUGCCCAACCAAUGGCUCAUGUGUCACCUAUGCUCAACAACAGAAAUCCAAACAACACUGCUGGUCCGGUAUCGGUGCCUCGCGUCGCACAGCCUGGGCAUAACGAUUCGAUUGCCAAAUGGGGCACCCCGGCUCACCUCCCCCCUAAACCUCCUCCGUCAGAAGUGUCUUCAGAAUUUGAUGCCAACGUUCGUAAUCCUCCCAUUUCGACAAAUCACUACGCGAACAACACCCCACCACAAGCCAACAAUGGGCCGCUGGUUGUAUCCGGAGGGACGAGCGUUUCAAAGUCAAGUUGA
Molecule: messenger RNA, 2466 nt
Organism: Talaromyces rugulosus
Lineage: Eukaryota; Fungi; Ascomycota; Eurotiomycetes; Eurotiales; Trichocomaceae
Exons: 4
Coding region: 1-2466 (821 amino acids)
Biological process (GO): galactose metabolic process
Molecular function (GO): nucleic acid binding
Source: RefSeq, a predicted model, not a curated record